This is a messenger RNA of Podarcis raffonei (Aeolian wall lizard), 1604 nucleotides long. RefSeq names its product membrane associated ring-CH-type finger 5 (gene MARCHF5). Bases 112 to 957 code for a protein of 281 amino acids. NCBI's taxonomy places the organism in Eukaryota, Metazoa, Chordata, Lepidosauria, Squamata, Lacertidae. Gene Ontology annotation, molecular function: zinc ion binding. The transcript is spliced from 6 exons. The record is from RefSeq and is a predicted model, not a curated record.
CUGCCGCUUCCUCCUCCUCCUCCUUGGCGGCAGGCUCUAGGCCUUGCUUCCCCCGACCGGCUCCUGGCGCCUGUCGUAGCCGAGCCCCCGGGCUCCCCGCACCCGGAGAGGAUGUCGGAGCAGACGGGCUUGCUGAUACCGCAGACCAUGGACAGGAGUUGUUGGGUGUGUUUUGCAACUGAUGAGGAUGACAGAACAGCAGAGUGGGUGAGACCAUGCAGGUGUAGAGGCUCUACGAAAUGGGUUCACCAAACUUGUCUACAGCGCUGGGUGGAUGAAAAACAGAGAGGGAACAGUACAGCUCGUGUUGCCUGUCCUCAGUGCAAUGCAGAAUACUUAAUAGUAUUUCCAAAACUAGGUCCAGUUGUUUAUGUCUUGGACCUGGCAGAUCGCCUUAUCUCAAAAGCCUGUCCGUUUGCUGCAGCUGGAAUAAUGGUGGGCUCUAUCUACUGGACAGCUGUCACUUACGGAGCAGUAACAGUGAUGCAGGUUGUGGGUCAUAAAGAAGGCCUCGAUGUUAUGGAAAGAGCUGAUCCUUUAUUCCUUUUAAUUGGACUUCCCACCAUCCCAGUUAUGCUUAUAUUGGGAAAGAUGAUUCGCUGGGAAGACUAUGUGCUUAGAUUGUGGCGAAAAUAUUCUAACAAACUACAGAUUCUGAACAGCAUAUUUCCAGGGAUUGGAUGUCCUGUUCCUCGUAUUCCAGCUGAGGCCAACCCUCUGGCAGAUCACGUCUCUGCUACUCGUAUUCUCUGUGGAGCUCUUGUCUUUCCCACUAUUGCUACGAUAGUUGGCAAGUUGAUGUUCAGCAGUGUUAACUCUAAUCUUCAGCGAACAAUUUUGGGCGGAAUUGCUUUUGUUGCUAUAAAAGGAGCUUUCAAGGUCUAUUUCAAACAGCAGCAAUAUUUGCGACAAGCUCAUCGGAAAAUUUUAAACUAUCCCGAGCAAGAAGGUGCAUAAAUGACUGUGGAUGUCAGACUUUUACAAUCUCAUCUGCUAUAUUCAGCAGCAAUGUACCCAUACCUAUUAUUUGGCUAAAGGAGCUGAAAUUGGAGGAUAUGUUGCUGAUUUUUGUGGUCCCCCCACCCCACCCCCAUAGAAUAAUAAAAUACCUUAUUAUGGCAGGGCAAAUCCUCCUUAGUUGUUGAUCCUAAGAAUGUGAUUUGUUUUCACUGAUGUGUUUACUUUGUGGCGGAAGACAUCUGAAUCAUUUUCCUAUGGGCAAAUGUUGCCUUCUUUCAAAACAGAAGCCAAACAGUUGUGAAGUUAAUAAAUUAUGUGCAGACUGUAUUGAAUUAUAUUUUGUAUGCUUAUUGCAGUAAAUGCACAGUACUUUGCUAAAUGGGCCAAUAUAAGAAACUUCUAAAAAUAUGCAUAGUUUAUUAUUGCCAAGUGGAACUCUGGAAUGUCAGUUAAUAAGGGUUCCCGUAUUCAUAGAGGAAACUAAAGAAUAAGCCUCAAAUUAGUGAUAGCAGAACUCAACUCAUUUUCUUGCUAGUUCGCAUAGUCCAUCAUAACAGCCCAGAUUGUUAGAAGUUUCAUUAAAUAUAGAAAAACCUGUCUGGGUCAGAUAACUUGGAACACCAGCAAAUUGCUUUUUUUAUUUU